UUAUCUGUUUGCAUGAUGGCUACCACCGAUGUAAGUGUCGUAGAGAACAGUUUCGCGUCGUCAGAUUACAGCCUCCUUGGCGCAUUCUCGCACCCUUUACCCAUCGAGAUUGUCAUAUCUACCAUUGUAUGGCUCAUGUGCUUUCUGGCGGUGUUUGGUAACAUUCUGAUCUUCGUAGUGAUUCUCAGAGAUAAGCAGCUGAGGUCCAAUGUAGCCAAUAUGUACAUUCUGAACCUUGCCAGCGCAGACUUGUGUGUUGGUAUCAAUUCUCUGACAAUGAACAAUAUUUGGCGAUAUACCGGCAACUGGCCCUUUCAGCGAGCCGUGUGCACCUUCUGGACUGUCGUGGAUUAUUCGGCGUGCAUGCAGGCCGCCUUCGCAGUGACACUCAUCAGUCUUGAUCGUUACUUGUUAGUAACCAAGUAUCUCCAGUAUCGAAAGUACCAGAGCAGGGUUAUGGCAGGGGGCCUCAUAACAUUCACCUGGACCGUCGCGCUGGUAUUCUACGCCAUUCCCAUCCUGGGCAAUGAGUUAUGGCCUAAUGCGAAAGCCUACGGUGUUGUCAGCUACUCGGUAACCUGCGACUUCGGUACGCUGUACAUCCUGCCCUACAACAUCGCCCAGAUAGCCAUUGGUUUCGCUGUGCCUGCAGUUAUCCUGACUUAUCUCAAUGUCAAGGUGUAUUCCAACAUCCUGCAGCGAUCUAAGGGUUUGGUUCGCGUGGCGGUAGCUCCAGCUCAACCCAGUGCCACUACGGAAGGUGGGAACGACCCAGCCCUGCAGCACGGCCCCAACGCUGAUUCAAAAGUGAAUGCGGAGCCGGUGGCGUGGAACACCAAACGGACCUACAAAAAACACCGGAAGGCUGCUAUAACGCUUGCCCUUAUCGUGGGCAUGUUUUCCAUCUGCUGGACCCCCUACUACGUCUUGCAGUUGCUGUUUGUCGUCGACAAGAUCAAGUUUAGCUGGUUGCUGUGGAAUGGUGUCUACUACACUGUAUGGGUCAACUCGGCGAUCAACCCGUUCAUCUAUGCCGCCACUAGUCCCCGAAUCAGGCGGGGUAUUAUCAAAAUCAUCUGCUUUUGGAACACUCGCCUGUUGAGGAAAAUACGCCCACUUUAAGAAAAUUAUAUUGAUUGCUUAAAAAUGUGUUCCCCAUAGAUAACAUUAAUUCCCAAUUUGUACUAUUUUGGGUUUUUUUCUUGCUAUGAAAGCAUGGUUUCCGCAAAUUUCUGUAGAAUUGUGUGGUUGACGUAAACCUGAAGAAACUCUCGGGGAAGAUGAUGACGAAAUAAUUUAUGUGGGAAGCAAAACCCGACAAUGAUAGUCCGGGAAUCCAUCAGACCCAGACAGGAACUGAAAGCCAAAUGCCAGUAACGGCCUUCAUGUGAAUCGAACAUGGAUCUCGCCGGAGGAAGACAUGACAGUUUCUCUUCUAUUCCCUUAGAGCCGACCGACGCCACUAAGCCUAUAUUUAUUGUUUUAGCAUCUUUUCAGGCCAUUUCUUGAGGUAAGAGACUUACAGUC
This is a messenger RNA of Patiria miniata (bat star), 1527 nucleotides long. Its product is annotated as beta-2 adrenergic receptor-like. The record is from RefSeq and is a predicted model, not a curated record. Gene Ontology annotation, molecular function: G protein-coupled acetylcholine receptor activity; G protein-coupled serotonin receptor activity. Gene Ontology annotation, biological process: adenylate cyclase-inhibiting G protein-coupled acetylcholine receptor signaling pathway; G protein-coupled receptor signaling pathway, coupled to cyclic nucleotide second messenger; chemical synaptic transmission. Gene Ontology annotation, cellular component: dendrite; synapse; membrane. The transcript has a single exon. NCBI's taxonomy places the organism in Eukaryota, Metazoa, Echinodermata, Asteroidea, Valvatida, Asterinidae. The coding region runs from base 13 to 1122 and encodes 369 amino acids.